AUGCAAGCUCAAGAAAGUUCACCCUCGACAUCCCCAGACCCAGGGAACCCCACAUCCUCUAGCCCUUCCCGCCCUUCCUUCGAUGGCGAAACCGACCAGCCAUCACAAUCUACGGACGGCGGCGACAUGGAAGCCGCGGUUAGCUUUGGUUCGAUGGACGCCAGCCUUAGUGGUGAUAACGAGGCCGAUACUUCCUGGAAUUCGUGGCAAUCCAAGGAUUCGGACGAGACAGAUGUCUCUCAUAACUCGGCCAAAACUAAAGACUCGGACCACUCAGCGGUCUCAUCGGUAAACACGUUCGCUAGCGCCAGCGAGUCCAUGGGCUCUCAAGAUGUCGAGGUUAUUACCUCCCCUACCGUGUCCCAAGGGGCAGGCUCGCGUGAUCAAACAUCCAAUAAUCGUCGACGAAGUGACUCGACGUCUUCCACCUCAGCACAACCGCCAAACCGGUAUGCUUACCCUGACUCCUACUCUGAAACCAACCCCUACGUCUAUCCAACCAGUUCUGCCCCAUCUACGGAUCGUCCCAGCCAUUCAACCUCAUCAGUAAUGAAACCAUCAAUCCCGUCAUUUUCUACGUCGCAUCCUCCCACAAAUAUCAAGGACGAGUUCUCCUCCAAUGCUGCCUCCAAGCCCAUCCACCACACCUCUUCCAACGUUGCCGACAACACUACUGUCCCCAAGCCAGGGAUAGCCCUACGCAAGCGUUUUAAUGCAUCCAUCCCAAUAAUCAAUCCUGCUGAUCGGAGCGUUGUGCGCACGCCAUCGAUGAAAACUCACGAAUUGCCUCCCAUCGAGGCAGGCUCCGCCGGUCCUGAUGGCACUCUUCUUGCAGUGGAAGAAGAAACGCAAACAUCUGGGAAUAGGACUGUCGUUCCGUCGCCUCUUCCGACCCCAACGGACGCCGGAACCACCGAGCGUAGGCUUGAAGACAACCGUCUGACAUCUGCUACCAGUGACAGUGGGGAGGCUAAUCAAGCAGCUUAUUCUUCCAAACCUCCAAUCAAUUUGAGCGACCUUCUGGCGGAAGCCCAAGCGAGACGCGUGGCUGCUGCCGCUGCUGAACGAGAUAACGCUGCAUCUGUUAUGUCCGCGUCCUCCGCUGAGUCUGGCAAGCCCUCUUCCACUAGUACAUCAACCUUCAAGUCGCCUAACGUAUACAUCAAUGGUUUGCCACCCUACUUUCCUGAGGACGAGCUCCUUGCUCUAGCUACACCGUUUGGUGUGGUUCGAAGCGUCAGGAGCUUCACUAGGCAUGUCGAUAUCGGAAACUCGUUGGGCGGCAGUGGCUACGGUGGCAACGCUGAUGCAGGAAUCAUGAUUGGUGGGAAGAAGGCAAGUGGGUAUGGGUUCGUCUUAUUCGAAAACGUCGAUGCCGCGGAGCGUUGUAUUGAAGGAUUGAAGAAGUUUAGGAACCUUCAUCCGUCCUUCUCCAAGCAAAUCCACAAAAUUCCCGGCACACCUUACACUGCCAUGCACUCCGAUUCAUCGCGCCAAUCUGCGUCAGGUUCUCAGUACGACGACGACGGUGACUUGGAAGACGAAGGUCCUGACUCAUUCAAGGCUAGGAUGGAGAGAUUAGAGGACAAAUCAUCGACCAAUCUCUACAUCGAAGGCUUACCACUCAGUAUCGACGGACAAUUACUUGCCGCCCUGGUUUCUCCUCACCAAAUCAAGAGCAGUCGCUUCUUUCAAACGAAGCUAAGCCAUCCUCCCAGGAUCAUAGCGUUUGUCCGUCUUGAGACUCGUGUUGGCGCUGAAGAGGUCGUCGAGAGGUUACAUGGACGCAUGGUACGCGGGUGGAACGACGCUGGUAGUCGGAUUUCUGUGCGCUUUGCAGACACCAGCGAACAGCGAGAGCUGAGGCGAACGGAGCGACAGAUGCGCCAGGGCCAGCCUGUGGACUCUUCGGCUAGUAAGCUCACCAUAGCGCAAGCAGCCCUACUCAAUUUACGUGGUCGGGAUCUUCAACCAGCUUUGUCUCCGUCUCUAAGUAGCUUGUCUGGUUCGUCAAUGGCCAGCUUAGCAGGGAGACGAGCAACGGCAACAUUCAGUGCAGCUCAAAGACCUACCGACUUUACCUCUAAUGCCCAUCUGGGGUUUCGCCAGGACUAUCCCACUGCGAUUCAUCAGUUCAAUGCAUCGAUGACAUCGCCCACGUUCAGUACGAAUGGAGGACCAUACACAUCCGCCCAACUAUUGGACUCUCUACGGGGAGGAUAUGACGCUGAGGAUAUGAGUCACGAUCAAAGGCACCAACGCUACUCCCGUAGUCACUUUGGCGAUGCUGAAACACAUACCAACGCUAUAACAGCUGACGACGCACUGUCCGGAAGAUACCCGGUAAUCGGAUCGGGGCAACGAGUGGAUGCCUCGGCGAGCACAGAGAUAAGCCCCUUUCUAGGUGCUGGUGUAACCGGGAUUGGUAUGGGUUUACGGGGAAUGGGGAUUGGAUUUCCGAACCGGCAGCAACGUCUUCAAACUUUUCCCGCUAAUGGGUACACCCCCACCGAAGAAAUCAUCCUACAAGCUCACAGAUCGCGCGCUUCUCAACCUCGCUCGACUAAUUUCGCUCGGGCCGCACGCUACGGGAAAGGAAACGGGACAGUACGAGAUACGGGAGCAGACGCCGGCAACUGGGUUAAAGGUCGUUCAACUCUACCUUCCAAAUCUGGUCAUCGACCCGCGCCUUCAACUUACGAUCACCAAGAAGACGACUUUCACAGCAAUUUUCGGCACAAUGGUCGCUCACUAAACGACGACGUCCUCCCUGCCUCUUCCAACGACGUCCUCCCUGCCUCUUCCAACAAUCACCUCCCCGAUAAUUUUCAGCAACAGUCAGCACACGGUCAACAAACUCACAUGCGGUCUACGACCGUCCCUCACCCCAACCGGUCAAUCACCGCUAUCAGACACCAGCAACAUUCCAGCAUCAGUAAUCCCCAUUCUACCAUCAGUGCCACACAGCAUAAUGUCGCAUUGCAAGCGACUACGAAUAGUAAUAAGUUUCUGAACAUGGACGCGACCAACGGACAUGAAACGAACACGAAUAAUUCUAUCCAGGUUAGCAAGCAGGGCAAUUUACAUCACCAACAUCAACGCACACCUUCGGACGCAUACAAGAACGACGAUCGCAGUAAUAGCGCCUUCAGGAGAGGCUCCAGAGUGAUGAGAGCCGAUAUCCGCGAACAAGACUCGCCAAACAUCUCGCCCACUCUUACCUGUGGUUCACAGACUCCCUCCACCCUCAGUCCGGCCACUCCUUACUUCGGUUCUUUUUCUGCGCAACUCGAUAGCCUGCAGAACCAUAAGCCUGCCAUGCACGGGGGACACGUCGAGAUGAAGAACUUGAACGAGCGUAGGGAUGGAGGCUUACAUUCUGGUAGGUGA
This is a messenger RNA of Pleurotus ostreatus (oyster mushroom), 3390 nucleotides long. RefSeq lists its product as uncharacterized. NCBI's taxonomy places the organism in Eukaryota, Fungi, Basidiomycota, Agaricomycetes, Agaricales, Pleurotaceae. Gene Ontology annotation, cellular component: ribonucleoprotein complex; cytosol; nucleus. Gene Ontology annotation, molecular function: poly(A) binding; poly(U) RNA binding; mRNA 3'-UTR binding. The transcript has 9 exons. The record is from RefSeq and is a predicted model, not a curated record. Bases 1 to 3390 code for a protein of 1129 amino acids.